Messenger RNA from Drosophila virilis, 1423 nucleotides. RefSeq names its product vig2 (gene vig2). NCBI's taxonomy places the organism in Eukaryota, Metazoa, Arthropoda, Insecta, Diptera, Drosophilidae. Gene Ontology annotation, cellular component: nucleus; cytoplasm. The record is from RefSeq and is a predicted model, not a curated record. Gene Ontology annotation, molecular function: RNA binding.
AACUAGUUCAUGUCGAGAGAACUGAAUACUGGGAAUACGAAUGGUUUCUGCAAGAGUUUAAUCUUUUUAUAACAUUGUCAUCUUAAAAGAAAGCAACUUUUUUUUUGAAGGAUUGCAAAAUGGAGAAUUCCGGCAAUAAUCGUUAUGAGCUAUUAUUUAUGGAUGAUGACGCGGUAGCUGCUCCUAUUUCACUCGAAUGUAAUGAAGCCGGCAAGAAGAAAACUGAUCAUAUCGCAAAGCAGAACAUCAAUAAAAAUGAAAAGGAAAAUAAAUUAAACAUAUUAAAUAAAAAUAACUCUCACUCAAAAGUUGCAAAUGUCAACACGGUGUCAAAGCCCAAUGGCGUGCGAAGUACUUCAAAUGCAGUCAAGGAAACACGUCCAAGAAAUAACAUUCGUAAUAACGGGUUAGAAACAAAUCAUUCCAAUGCUCCAGAAUACAACAGUGAGCUCCCACAACGUCAAAUUAAAGACCGCGAUAGUAAGGCUCCACGUUAUCGUACCAAUGAGAAAUUGGGAAAAAGAGAAUUUGAUCGUCAAUCUGGUUCCGACAAAACAGGAAUUAAAUCGAUCGAUAAACGCGAUGGUGCUGGUGCACAUAACUGGGGCUCUGCCAAGCAAGAUAUUGAAGAUCUUAAAACAGGCGCUGUAGCUCCUAUAACAGAAAAAGAAGAUUCUGCAAAUGAGCAGUGUAACGAUCUUAUAAAUAAUUUGGAAGAAGACGAAUCAAAGCAAAUGACUCUUGAUGAGUGGAAGGCUCUUAAGGAUCAACGUGCGAAGCCCAAUUAUAAUCUGCGAAAAGCUGGGGAAGGCGUGGAUAACUCUGAAUGGAAAAAGAUGACGGUCUUAAGUAAAAAAAAGGGAUUAGACAUUGAAGAUGAGUUAGAGUAUGACCCUUCAAUGUAUCCUCAGCGUGUUGGUCGUUUACAGCGCAUUGUGGACAUUCAGUUCAAUUUCAAUGAUGCGCGAAAAUCUGGUUUUCGUAAGGGACCGCGUGCUCCACCGCGUGGUGACCAUCGCCAAGAAACGCUGUCUAGCAACGUAUUGGAAAAAACAGCAUCCCACAAAUUCGGUGAAAAACAUCGCUCAGGAUCAAAAACUUUUAAAGUUAAUGAUGAACUGCAAUUUCCCACUCUUUCUUAAAAGCCAACAUCAAGCUUUUAUUAAAUAUUCUUGCAUAUUCUAAUUUUUAAUAAAGGUUAAUCAAUCUGCCUUAUAUUAAUAUGUACUUUACAUAAUAAAAAAAAACUAUGAAUUUCUCACGGCAUUUAUGCAUUACAUUAAACUAUUGCAAAUAGUUCAAAAUGUUGAAACAGAUAUACUUAAUUUAAAUAUUUUUGAUCAGCUUAUAUUUAAAAUAAUUAAGUACAUGAGGUUGGAACCAUGUAAUAGUUAUAUUGAUGAAUAUUGUGAAAGAAAAAAAA